This is a messenger RNA of Cucurbita pepo subsp. pepo (vegetable marrow), 669 nucleotides long. The record is from RefSeq and is a predicted model, not a curated record. NCBI's taxonomy places the organism in Eukaryota, Viridiplantae, Streptophyta, Magnoliopsida, Cucurbitales, Cucurbitaceae.
CUUCCUCUUCUUCCUCAUCGUUUUCCUACCUUAUCUUAUGAAGGUACCAUGGGAAGAAGUUCCAGAACUGGUGGCUGGUCGAAGGGUAUUACUUCAUAAAGGAUAUGCAUAUAUUGCUAUUUAUCAGGUGGUUUCCCUUGUUGCAACACAAUUCCGCAGUUACCUAUCAAAGGCCUUAAGUCUGACAAACAGGAAAUGGACAUCUACAAUAAGAGAACAAGAGAAGGAUCGGUUGACCCCUAUCGUUGAAGCCCUUUGCACAAGCUACCUGGGUCCUGACUACUCACAGCCAACAGAGUAUGCUGAUAUAUCAAUCAAAGACCUUGAACAAAUUGCUAAAAGUUCAUUUCCUCUUUGCAUGCGGCACCUAUUUGAUAAGCUGAAAGAAGAUCAUCAUUUGAAGCAUGGAGGGAGAAUGCAAUUAGGUCUCUUUCUCAAGGUUGUGCAAUGCCCCUUUACUGAUUUUAGAUGCUUACACUUUGAAGUACUUUUCAUUUUUCUUUCUGUUUGGCAUUGAUCACAAUUGGUUUGAGAGAGUUGAUAAUUACCGUUCCAUUCACUAAUUGUAUGUAUACAAAAGUGCUGAAUGGUCUUGUUUAUUCUACAUGAAGAGUUGAAUUGCUCUUAUAAAUAUGAAUUGUGUACAUGUUCCUCUAUCGUCGUUUACUG